Molecule: messenger RNA, 3681 nt
Organism: Microcebus murinus (gray mouse lemur)
Lineage: Eukaryota; Metazoa; Chordata; Mammalia; Primates; Cheirogaleidae
Source: RefSeq, a predicted model, not a curated record
AUGCAGAGAAACUUCGGUGGAAAAUCCAGCUGGCGCCGGUCAGCCUCUGAGCGCACAGCGUUGAGCUUAUUAGCUACGAGCUCAGGACAGGUCAACAAUGAACGGCUCUAUCUGCCCCUGAAGCUGGGACAAGGGAAGAUAAAUAUCUUUUCCUUUGGCUUCCACGUGGUGGUGGAAACCGACUUUGGCCUGAAGGUCGUGUACGACUGGAAGACCUUCCUGUCCAUCACGGUGCCCCGCAGCAUGCAGAACAGCACCUACGGCCUGUGCGGCCGCUACAACAGCAACCCCGACGACGACCUGGAGAUGCCCAUGGGUCUGCUCGCGUCCAGCAUCAGUGAGUUUGGGCAGAGCUGGGUGAAAAGGGACACCUUCUGCCAGGUGGGCUGUGGGGACCGCUGUCCGUCCUGUGCCAAGGUUGAAGGUUUCUCCAAGGUGCAGCAGCUGUGCAGCCUGAUCCCCAACCAGAACGCCGGCUUCUCCAAGUGUCACAGCAAAGUCAACCCCGCCUUCUUCUACAAGAACUGCCUGUUCGAUUCUUGCAUCGACGGGGGCGCGGUGCAGACCGCCUGCAGCUGGCUGCAGAACUACGCCAGCACCUGCCAGACGCAGGGCAUCACGGUCACCGGCUGGAGGAAUUACACGUCCUGCUCCGUCACCUGCCCGCCCAACAGCCACUACGAGAGCUGCGUGAGCGUCUGCCAGCCGCGCUGCGCCGCCAUCCGCCUCAAGAGCGACUGCAACCACUACUGCGUGGAGGGCUGCCAGUGCGACGCCGGCUACGUCCUCAACGGCAAGAGCUGCAUCCUGCCCCACAGCUGCGGCUGCUACUCGGACGGCAAAUACUACGAGCCCAAGCAGCUGUUCUGGAACAGCGACUGCACGCGGCGCUGCCGCUGUUUCCGGCGCAACCUGAUCCAGUGCGACCCGCGCCAGUGCAAGUCGGACGAGGAGUGCGCCCUGCGCAACGGCGUGCGCGGCUGCUUCAGCACCAAGACCUCCUACUGCCUGGCGGCGGGCGGCGGCGUCUUCCGCACCUUCGACGGCGCCUUCCUCCGCUUCCCGGCCAACUGUGCCUUCGUGCUGUCCACCAUCUGCCAGAAGCUGCCCGACAUCUCCUUCCAGCUCAUCAUCAACUUCGACAAGUGGUCGUCCCCCAACCUCACCAUCAUUUCGCCCGUCUACUUCUACAUCAACGAGGAGCAGAUUCUCAUCAACGACCGGAACACGGUCAAGGUGAAUGGCACACAAGUGAAUGUCCCAUUUAUAACUGGUUUGGCAACCAAAAUCUACAGCAGCGAGGGGUUCCUGGUGAUCGACACCAGCCCUGACAUCCAGAUACACUACAAUGGUUUCAACGUCAUUAAAAUCAGCAUCAGUGAGAGGCUGCAGAACAAAGUGUGUGGCCUCUGUGGGAACUUCAACGGGGACCUGACAGAUGACUAUGUGACUUUGCGGGGAAAGCCGGUGGUGAGCAGCGUGGUGCUGGCCCAAAGCUGGAAAACCAAUGGCAUGCAGAAGAGCUGCAACGAGCUGCAGUUCUCACAGUACACAGCCACGUGUGACAAUGUGCACAUCCAGAAGAUGCAGGGCGAUGGCUACUGCCUGAAGCUCACCGACAUGAAGGGCUUCUUCCAGCCCUGCUAUGGGCUUCUCGAUCCCCUCCCCUUCUACGAGUCCUGCUACCUGGAUGGCUGCUACAACCACCAGAAGUUCCAGUUGUGCGGUUCCCUGGCCGCCUACGGGGAGGCCUGCCGCUCCUUUGGGAUCCUUAGCACCGAGUGGAUCGAGAAGGAGAAUUGCUCAGGAGUGGUUGAAGAUCCCUGUGUGGGGGCGGACUGUCCCAACAGAACCUGCGAGCUGGGCAACGGCGGGGAGCUCUGCGGCUGCAUCGAGCCGCCCCCCUACGGAAACAACUCAUAUGACAUUAUUGAUGCAGAGGUGACCUGCAAGGCGGCCCAGAUGGAAGUGUCCAUAUCUAAGUGCAAACUCUUCCAGCUCGGCUUCGAGAGGGAGGGCGUGAGGAUCAAUGACAGGCAGUGCACCGGCAUCGAGGGGGAAGAUUUUAUCUCCUUCCAGAUCAACAACACCAAAGGGAAUUGUGGAAACAUUGUGCAGUCCAAUGCCACUCAUAUCAUGUACAAAAACACGCUCUGGAUCGAAAGUGCCAACAACACUGGCAACAUCAUCACCAGGGACCGCACGAUCAAUGUGGAAUUUUCGUGUGCUUAUGAGCUGGAUAUCAAGAUCUCCUUGGAUUCCGUUGUGAAGCCUAUGCUAAGUGUCAUUAACCUGACAGUUCCAACCCAGGAAGGCAGCUUCACCACCAAGAUGGCGCUCUACAAAAAUGCCUCCUACAAACACCCGUACCGCCAGGGGGAAGUCGUGUUGACCACCCGAGAUGUGCUGUAUGUGGGGGUCUUCGUGGUCGGAGCUGACUCCACGCAUUUGAUCCUAACGCUCAACAAAUGCUAUGCCACCCCCUCCCGAGACAGCAACGAUAAGCUCCGGUACUUCAUCAUUGAAGGAGGGUGUCAGAACAUCAAGGACAACACCAUCGGCAUCGAGGAGAAUGGGGUCUCCCUAACCUGUCGCUUUCAUGUCACCGUCUUCAAAUUCAUCGGGGAUUACGAUGAAGUUCACCUUCACUGCGCGGUGUCACUCUGCGACUCAGAAAAGUACUCCUGUAAAAUCACUUGCCCACAGAAUUCCAGGACUGCCACAGGUUACACAAAAGAACCUAAAGAACAGAUCAUUUCAGUGGGACCUAUUAGGAGAAAAAGGCUGGACUGGUGUGAGGACAACGGCGGGUGUGAGCAGAUUUGCACGAGCCGGGUGGACGGGCCCCUGUGCAGCUGCGUGACAGGGACCCUGCAGGCGGACGGCAAGAGCUGCCGAGCCUCCAAUUCUUCAAUUGAGCUGCAAGUCUGGAUGCUUCUUCUCAUCAUAACCCAGAUUUCAUUAUGGCAUUUUGUCUAUAAAUCAGGCACAACCUCAUAAUUAACUCAAGGUUGCUAUAUAAAGUACUGUAAUUUACUUACUUCAACUCCCUGUAGGAUAAAAAGUGUGUGCCCUUAAGUCAAAACCUAUUCGAAAGUGUCCAGCAUCUCAAAGUGAUGCCACCUGCCUCCAACGGCCAGAGGUCCGGAAACGAGUGACAUUCCAAGCUCCUCCUCCACAGUACGCAACGGGGCUUCUAGAAGCCAGCUGUGGAACGCGUAUAUCUUGCCCAAAUUUCCCAAACAGUUGCCACUAGAACCUUUGGUUCACACAAAAAGCCAGGAAAGGAAAAAUAUUCUGGUCAGAGAAGUCUGACCGGAGAUCUGACCAGAGGACUCUUGUCAAGCCAGCGCUGUUUCUGGAUCACAGCUUUUACAGAGCGAGGCCUGUUGGAACAAUUUUGAAGUGAUGACUGGAAGGAGUGACUCCCUCUAAGGAACCUUUCUGAUGUUUGCAAGCGUCUGACCCAAGAUAUGCAUGUGUUGCCCCCUUCUGUUUAUGAUAAGUCCCUUCCCCACGCACUGUGUCCUUCAACCUUGCCAUGCCAGCCUUGGCCACUGGGGAUAUUGUGGACCUGGGCAGCCCCAUCCUGCCUCCUCAAACCCAGUCCUUCUCUUUUUACAAAUCAACCAAAUCAUUUUUAAUGUGUUUUAUCCUUAAAUAAACUUGUGUUCAAGUAUU